Paraglomus occultum is the source of this 1073-nucleotide messenger RNA. The record is from the annotation of a GenBank genome assembly. Lineage: Eukaryota; Fungi; Glomeromycota; Glomeromycetes; Paraglomerales; Paraglomeraceae.
AUGUUGCAAAAAACAAAUGUCAAGGCCUUGGACGAUUUUAUUUCAGCAAACAAUGGGUCCUUAUCCCUAGAAGAAGCUAUUGGAGUCAUUGACAAAAUUACUCCUGAACAAAUUCAGCAAGCAAGCAUACAUAUUGCGAAAAACCCUCCCAAGAAAGAAAAUUUCCAGGAAGCCUUUGAUCAAGAUAUCAAAAAUCUUACUAAUGACUUUAAACUUGUUGAAGAAUUGUAUAAAGAAGUUUAUACUGAACUCCUUUCAGUUGAUAGUUCUAAAAUCGGGGGCCAGACAACCUGGGCUCCUCAAUGGAAACGGUUAUGGUUAGCCUUUACAGAUCUAAUCACGCAGUCGAAAACAGAAGCUGCGAACAUAUCUGAAUAUGCCAAACGCCAUGUUACGGUGCUUCUUCCAUAUCUGGCUUCCGACGGCCAUACUAAGGAACAGAAAAUUAAACUUAUAGACUUGACCCUUGAUUAUAUCAAACAAAGACAAUGCGAAACAGAAGAUUUGUCCAAGAAAAUUGUAUCACAUGAAACUGCCUUCGCAAUAUUUCAAUCGCAAUUUGGGACGUGGGCCGAGGAACAAAAUCGAAGUGUUGCUAAAGCAAUCACAGCUACCGAAGCAGAAAUACAACAACUUCAAGGCCAAAUCACCGAUUUGACUGCUAAAAUAACAAAUCUUGCUGAUAAAUGGCUCAACGGUUCAUUAUUCGUUGCAUUUGGGGCCGGAGUUUUAGGCUUUGUCAAUCCUUUGUUUUGUAUUGCUGCAGCCAUUGCCAUUGGGGGCGUAAUUGGUUGUUCUUCAGCUAUUGCUGCUUUGAUUUCUGUGAAAAACGAUCUUCAACAGCAACUCGAUGAUAAGAAAAAAAGUCUCUCAAACCUCAAACAACAACAACAAAAUGUUGAGAACGCGCAAGCCGAAUGCACUCGACUGAAUCUACUAGAAAAAUGCAAAAUGCAAGAUAAAUUCCUAUCAGGCGAAAUUAAUGAGGGCUUAGUUGUCGAAAGUGACUACCAGCUUGCCGAAAACGUUUGGAACGUGUUGGCUAACUCGCUUGAUUUAUAUAUUCGAGAAGC